Molecule: messenger RNA, 1316 nt
Organism: Gymnogyps californianus (California condor)
Lineage: Eukaryota; Metazoa; Chordata; Aves; Accipitriformes; Cathartidae
Gene: IFI35
Product: interferon induced protein 35
Exons: 9
Coding region: 77-1228 (383 amino acids)
Cellular component (GO): nucleus
Source: RefSeq, a predicted model, not a curated record
GCCGGGGCUCCGGCGGGGCCGUCCGCGCCGCCGCCUGACCCGCCGCCGUUCUGCCCCCAGCGCCAGCGCCGCGGAGAUGGAUUCGGGGGAGGACUCCUUCAUCCAGCUGCCCUGCCCCAGCGGCCUGGAGGACGGCUGUCUGGCGGCGACCCCCGAGCAACUCCGGCAGGAGAUCGAGCGUUGCAAGGAACUUUGUACCGCUCUGGAGCAAGACCAUGCAAAGUUACAAAUGGCCAAGGAAGCUGUAGAGCAAAGGACGCAAGAGCUGAGAAAAGAGGGAGAACUUCUUCAUAAAAAUCUUGAGCAACAAAUGUCUUUAAAGAGAGAUGAAGAGAGAUCCUGCCAGGUGGACGUUUUUUUAGCAGAGGAGGAGAACAACAGACUGAAGCAGGAGAAGCAGGUGCUGAAAAAGAAACUGGAAGAAGUGAGGAAGAGGGUCCUCUGUGAGGAUGCGGUAAUGAUGCUGCCUACCUUGCCAGAGAAGAAAAUGGUGUUUAAGGGACUUGCGACAAACAAGGAGGACAUGAACAAGCUGAUGCUCACCCCGCUGAUCCGCUACCCUCUGCUGGGGGGCUCAGCUCUCAUCACCUUUGAGAAGGCAGAGGUGGCCCAGAGGAUCAUAGAGGUGAAGGAGCACAUGGUGGAGCUGAGCUACGGAGAGGAGCUGGAGGAGCUUGACCGGUGCAGAGUGCGAGUGCAGGCAGCGCCGGUGGAUAUACUGCUGCCAUCUGCCCUGGAGAUCGGGCUGACUCGGAGCAGCAGGAGUAUUCUCCUGUCUGACCUGCCCAGCCUGGGCAUCUCUGAGGAGGCACUGCUGGACAAGCUGGAGCUCUUCUUCAGCAAGACGAAGAACGGGGGUGGCGAGGUGGAGAGCAGGGAGUUCCUGGAUGACUCUGGCCAGGUGGUGCUGACCUUCGCGGAGGACGGAGUGGCAGGGCCGCUAAUUGCAAGAGGACACAUCCAGGUGCUUAUUGGGAAAGGAAAAUACAAGCUCAAAAUAUCACCGUGCAUGAGUGGAGACAUCACUAACCUGCAGCUCCAGCCCUCCUGCUGCCCCAGGACCGUCCUGCUCUCGGGGAUCCCAGACGUGCUGGCUGAGGAGCCCAUGAGGGACGCCCUGGAGAUCCACUUCCAGAAGGCCAGCCGCGGCGGGGGAGAGGUGGACGCCCUCGCCUACGUCCCGGCAGGACGACAGGGGGUGGCCGUUUUCAUGGAGGACGCGGGCUAGGCCUGGCCAGCCCCGUCCGCCCGAUGCAGCGGAGCUCUGCGUGGCCGCUGGUCCCUGGGCUUAGUGGGAAUUAAAGCAUCUGCAGGGA